Penicillium taxi is the source of this 870-nucleotide messenger RNA. RefSeq names its product rRNA-processing protein UTP11. The transcript has 3 exons. Lineage: Eukaryota; Fungi; Ascomycota; Eurotiomycetes; Eurotiales; Aspergillaceae. The record is from RefSeq and is a predicted model, not a curated record. Bases 1 to 870 code for a protein of 289 amino acids. Gene Ontology annotation, cellular component: small-subunit processome; nucleolus. Gene Ontology annotation, biological process: rRNA processing.
AUGUCGUCGUUACGCAAUGCAGUUCAACGGAGGAACCAUAAGGAGCGUGGCCAGCUCGCAGGACGUGAGAAAUGGGGUAUUCUGGAAAAGCACAAGGACUAUUCCCUCCGUGCCAAAGAUUACAAUGCGAAGAAAGAAAAGCUGAAGCGCUUGGAAGAGAAAGCUCGCAACCGUAACCCCGAUGAGUUUCACUUCGGAAUGAUGGGUGAUCGCAACCGAACACAAGGGCGACAUGGCCGAGGAUCUGUGGCACGCGAAUCUGCUGCUGGACUAAGCCAUGAUGCGAUCAAGCUUCUUAAGACACAAGAUAAAGGAUAUCUACGAACUGUCGGAGAGCGGAUUCGUCGUGAGAUCGAGCGCUUGGAGCAUGAAGCGCAACUACAAGAUGGUAUGAACCAGGUACUGGGUGUAAAAAGCCAAAACAAAGACGGAGAGUCCGAAGAUGAUGAGUUCGACGGAUUUGACGACGAUCUGGACGGGUUCGACUUCAACCAGCCACCGAAGAAGACGAAGUCGCAAAAGGUCAUUUUUGCUGACGACAAGAGCGAACAACGAGCCUUGAAGAAGCGACGAAUUCAGAAAGAGCAGGAUGAUUCCAUGGAUGAAGAUAAAGAUGAAGAGGCAUCUCGCAAAACCCCCAAGCAACUCGCUACAGAGCGACAAGCUCUCGCUGACGCUCGUCGGUCUCGCAAGCUUCGAAAACGGGCCAUCGAGGCCCGAGAGAACAAGCUGAAGGCGUUGCGCAAGCAGUAUUCUGAGAUCAGCGCGGCUGAGAAAGAGAUUGACUGGCAGCGGGCAAAGCUGGACAACUCCAUCGGAGGCACCAACAAGAAUGGCAUCAAGUGGAAGAUUCGGGAGCGCAAACGUUGA